CUCCAGCUCCCGGCGGCAUGGCUCCGGCACCUGCAAAGGUGAUUACAGAAUGCUUCAGAGCCUUAGUGAACACAUCAGAUUGCCUGAGCUUUGUGAAAUCUGAAAGCAACCUCACAAAACCAGAAAAAGGAUGCUGCCCGGAGAUCGCAGGACUAGUAGAGAGCAACCCCAUUUGCUUAUGUGAGCUAUUAGGGCAUCCUGAAGCUACUGGUUUCACCAUUGAUGCUAAGAAAGCUCUCAACCUUCCUUCUCUUUGUGGAGUGUCUUCUGCUCCUAAUGUUACUUCCUGCUCAGCUGCAGGAGUGCCAGUGUCGUUGGCUCCAAUAAGUCAAGAUGCCAUGUCUCCGAACGAUCAACCAAGAGAAGGAUUGGCACCAAGCCCUUCAACACAGGAAUCAACUUUGACUUAUCUCCCAAAUGAAGACGACGAAGAUGCAGCUUCCACCAUUAGCAGACACUCUAAGCUCAAUUUCAUGUUCGGCUUCGUCAUUGCCAUCAUCUUCACCUUAAAUUAUGAUUCCUAAACAUCAUUAAUUACUAUGUUCUUAAAACGUCAUUUUUGGGUUCAUACAGUCCCCAUUUACAUUCA
This is a messenger RNA of Neltuma alba, 589 nucleotides long. Its product is annotated as non-specific lipid-transfer protein-like protein At2g13820. The transcript has 3 exons. The record is from RefSeq and is a predicted model, not a curated record. Lineage: Eukaryota; Viridiplantae; Streptophyta; Magnoliopsida; Fabales; Fabaceae. The coding region runs from base 18 to 524 and encodes 168 amino acids.